Aphis gossypii (cotton aphid) is the source of this 5207-nucleotide messenger RNA. RefSeq names its product protein kinase C, brain isozyme (gene Pkc53E). Gene Ontology annotation, molecular function: zinc ion binding; diacylglycerol-dependent serine/threonine kinase activity; ATP binding. The transcript has 15 exons. The record is from RefSeq and is a predicted model, not a curated record. NCBI's taxonomy places the organism in Eukaryota, Metazoa, Arthropoda, Insecta, Hemiptera, Aphididae. Gene Ontology annotation, biological process: protein phosphorylation. The coding region runs from base 260 to 2293 and encodes 677 amino acids.
CUCUGACGCUUUAUGCCGCGGGCAGUCGCUAGUAUAAUAAUUUCUGUCGGGUGCUCGCCAGUCGCCAGUUACUACACUAUGCGUCGAGGCUUGUGUGUAUCCCUCGUUCUCUCUUUCACUUUCUUAUCAGUAUUGCAGCGCACUGAUUGUUCGACAUCAUUAUAUUAUAUAUAAAUAUUUAGUUAUAUUGAUACUCUAACGAUCAUUGUUGUUUUUAAAUAAUCGUCCGGGAGGAUAAUAGUGGUAAAUUGGGAAAAUUAUGGCUGACGACUACGGAAGUAUGGAGGACAAUUCUGGUGAUAUGAACACCAAAUUUGGGCUGCGAUUGCGUGGGCGCAAAGGAGCUUUAAAAAAGAAGAAUGUCUAUAACGUCAAAGAUCACAAAUUUAUACCGAGAUUCUUUAAGCAGCCGACUUUCUGUAGCCAUUGCAAGGACUUUAUAUGGGGUUUUGGAAAACAAGGAUUUCAAUGUCAAGUAUGCAGUUUUGUUGUGCACAAACGAUGUCAUGAAUUUGUUUCUUUUACUUGCCCUGGAGCCGAUAAAGGACCUGAUUCUGAUUCUUCCAGGACCAAGCACAGGUUCAAAGUGCAUACCUACGCUAGCCCAGCAUUUUGCGACCAUUGUGGCUCAUUAUUGUACGGUAUCAUACAUCAGGGAAUGAAAUGCGAAGCAUGUGAUAUGAAUGUACAUAAGCGGUGUCAAGAGAGUGUUCCGAAUUUAUGCGGUUGCGAUCAUACAGAACGACGUGGACGAAUAGAAGUGAAAGUCACGUGCCACGGAACGAAACUUAUCAUAGAAAUUCGCCAAGGAAAAAAUCUCAUUCCCAUGGAUCCUAACGGGUCAUCAGACCCCUAUGUAAAGUUGAAACUUAUACCAGAUACAGACAACAUAAAGAAGAAAACCAAGACAAUCAAAUCAUCGUUAAAUCCCGUAUGGAAUGAGACAAUUACGUUUGAGCUGAAGCCUGAAGAUAAAGAUCGCAGAUUAUUGAUUGAGGUGUGGGAUUGGGACAGAACGUCAAGAAACGAUUUCAUGGGAUCUUUGUCGUUUGGGAUAUCAGAAUUGAUCAAAUCGCCAGUAGAAGGUUGGUUCAAACUAUUGACUCAAGAAGAAGGGGAAUUCUAUAAUGUACCCGUGCCCGAAGAAGGUGCCGAUCUAGCUGCACUAAAAUAUCAAAUGCGGGGCUCAAAAACGCAAAGUCGAAAUUUGAAGACAUCAUUAACCAGUAGAAAACCAAUGGUGCCUGACAAGGAUGUACCUCAUAAUAUGGGGAAAAAAGAUGUAAUAAGAGCGUCGGACUUCAACUUUUUACAAGUGCUCGGAAAAGGCAGUUUUGGAAAAGUAAUGCUGGCUGAGCGUAAGGGAACUGAUGAGUUAUAUGCGAUAAAAAUUUUGAAAAAAGAUAUAAUUAUUCAAGACGAUGAUGUCGAAUGCACCAUGGUAGAAAAACGUGUAUUAGCGUUGUCAAGUAAACCACCAUUCCUCGUACAACUACACUCUUGUUUUCAGACUAUGGAUCGUCUAUAUUUUGUAAUGGAGUAUAUAAAUGGCGGAGAUUUAAUGUUUCAAAUCCAACAAUGUGGAAAAUUUAAAGAACCUGUCGCCGUAUUUUAUUCCGCAGAAAUAGCCAUUGGACUUUUUUAUUUGCAUCUCAAUGGUAUUAUAUAUAGAGACUUGAAAUUAGACAACGUACUAUUGGAUCAAGAUGGUCACAUAAAAAUCGCUGAUUUUGGUAUGUGCAAAGAAGGUAUUAUGGGCGAUAAGACUACAAAGACAUUUUGCGGUACACCGGAUUAUAUUGCCCCAGAGAUAAUUUUAUACCAACCGUAUGGCAAGUCUGUCGAUUGGUGGGCUUACGGGGUUCUCCUGUAUGAAAUGUUGGUUGGACAGCCACCAUUUGAUGGAGAAGACGAAGAAGAACUUUUUGCGGCUAUCACUGAUCACAGCGUUAGUUACCCAAAAGGAAUGUCAAAAGAAGCUAAAGAAAUAUGCAAAGGGUUUUUAACUAAAAAUCCUAUGAAAAGAUUGGGAGGAGGUCCCAGGGGCGAAGAAGACAUUCGGGGACAUGUAUUUUUCAGACGUAUCGAUUGGGCAAAAAUUGAAAACCGGGAAGUGCAACCGCCGUUUAAACCAAAAAUCAAACACCGUAAGGACGUGAGCAAUUUCGAUAAGCAAUUCACUGGUGAAAAAACAGAUCUUACCCCCACCGAUAAACUGUUCAUGAUGAAUCUAGACCAAACAGAGUUCAUGGGUUUCUCAUUUCUCAACCCAGAAUUCAUUCAGCAUGUAUAAUUUAUUUAUUUCCUUUAUAAGUAUCCUUUUUUCAAUUUUAUUACAGGGUUUUCCUUUACACUCCUUCGCUGUUAUCUUAUCCCGUCUUUGUCUACCAAUUCCGAAUUCACUAUAGUCAAUUGGACAUUACACAACACCCAUCGAAUUUCUUUCAGUGUUUUCAACUGAUAUACUUUUUGAUCAUAAUCCCUAAUCACGUUAUCAAAACAAAAAAAAGAAACACACAUUUUCUGUUUUACAAUUCAGUAUUAUACUACUAUUACUACUACUACUACUAUAUUUAUUACCAUUUCGGCCAACCUUGUUAUCAUGAAUUAACUAAUUUACUUAAGUAGUACACGGAAUUUCUACGGAAUGUUUUCCGCAUGUCUGACCUUUGUUGUCAUACCAUUCACAGUAUUGUCUAUCGUAAGUUUAGAGUAUUGUCAUAUAUUUCGUAGUAGUGAUGAAGAAUAAUUAUUCAGCAAACGUCUGUAUUUCAGAACUGAAGUGUACGCAUUUUAAUUUGGGCGCACAUGAAUUGCCUUCCAAAUCUAGUUAAAUGACCUCUUUUCAUUUGAAUCAUCGGGGUGUUUUCGGAAGUAUUUCAAGUACCAAUAGCCGAUUGUAAUGUUCAAAAAUAUUAUUUUUAUGAAUUAAUACACACAUUAUUUUUUACUUAUUAUUGCUCUGUUAAUCGUCUAUACAAAAAAUAUUUCAAGGAAGGGGGGAAGUUAAGGUUGUGCAUUUUUAUACUUAUAUAAUGAAAAGUAUGUUGAAAAAAAAUAUUUUUUCUCUAUAAAACAUAUUUAAUAAUUUUCCCAACUUUUUUUUUGUAUUGGUAGAAGUUCUAACCUAGGGUGCUAGGAGGCAAUUAUUUAAGUGAUUUUUAAAUCAGGAACUAGUUUAAGUUACCUUAAAACAAAAAAAAAAAUCACUGAAGGCAAUUCGAAUGUGUCCUAUAGCUCUUUAAUUUAACGUGGUACUUCAAGGGUGUAUACUGUAUAGACGUUAACCAAAGAACAUCGUUCCAUGUAAUAGGAUAAAAUUGGGACCAUUACGCCUAUUGAUAUGAUGUGUGGCUUUAAUUGUUUUGCAUAGAUUUAAUCCAAAGUAAAGUAGUUUUUAGAAAUAAAUUUGACAUUCUAAAAAAAAAAAUCUUUCAAAAUUAAAUACAAGUUUUAUCUGUGAUCUAAACAAGUGCAAUAGACACAAGAUGUCAUUAAAUUUAAAUAUUAUUUCUCUCGUUUUAUAUUACAUAAUAUUCAACGUUAGAAUAUCCUAAACAAACAUAGUUACCUUGUUUCCGUUUAUUCCCUUUAUGAUAAAUACGAACAAACGUGUUUUUGUGUAGAAACGAUAGAUUGUGUCUAAAUAUUUUUUUCUCGUUUAAAAAUUAUUUUAGUGAAAACUUAUUCGUACCUAUAUAUAAUAUAAUAAUUAUUAUUAUUAUUGCUUAAAUAUUUACGUUAUUAUUUAAAUUAUUAUUAAAUUACAUAUAUUAAUAUAUUAUUAGUCACUCUCGUUUAAAUAUUUCGAGAUUAUAAUUUUGAAACAUUAUUAAUGUUUAUUAUUCGUAAAAGACAUUAAUUUAUAUCGAUCGUUUGAAAUAAAAGUAAAUUAAAUGAAUAUUUUUUAGUGUCUGAGAUUUAUGGAUGAUAAUUCAAAACACCGUGAUAACAGUAAGACGCAAUGUACUUAACAAUUUUUUAAAUAAUACAACGUACAUUUUUGUCAAACGAUCUAUAUUUCUCAUUUAUUCAUAUUAUGUGUUUGCAUAUUUUAAAUAAUAUUAUGAUAUAAUAUUUAGGUGAUUUUGGGAUUAACAACAUUUUAAGUGAUAUUUUACUAAACUAUAUUAUAGUAAAUCAAAUUGGUAGUAACUAUGUAUUAUUUACUUCUAGCUAACUUUAACUUGCUCACAACUUAAGUCUAUUUGUAUUUAAGUUUAAAGUAGGAUCUGGUGUUAAAUUUCUAAAAAAAAAUAUUCAACGAUCAAAAUUGUAUUUACUAUAAAUGUUUAGUUUAUUUUGUGUUGUCUAGUUUGUAUAUAAGUGUUGUACUUUGUACGCCUAAUUAUUCUUUUAUCAUUAUAUUUAUGUAAUCACAUUUUAUUGUUAAAAAAGUCUUUUAAUGUACAACAAUUUUGUUAAAAAAAUAAUUAAUUAUGUAUCUAAUAAUACGGGCUUGGGGGAAUUUUAUUCGUAUUUAUUGUUGAUAAUUUUUAAUGUUAUUAUUAUUGUAACUUACAUUUUGUGCACUUUUUUUUUACUUAAUUGUUUUAUUGUUUUCGGUCGUAUUAUUUUCCCUCUCAUAUUUAUAAAUAUUAAAAUUGGUACACCAUUCAAUCAUUAUUAUUGUCAUUGUAGUCAAUUUACGUAUUAAUAAUUUGUUGCUAUUUUAUAAACUUCUACCAUUAUUAUUUUAUAGUUUGAUAAACAAUUACUAAGUAUUCUUGUCAGCUUCUAAAUAUUCAGCUAUAAAUACUAUGUUUAAUUUUACCGAAUCCAUGGUUAUUUUAAUUUAAUUUUUUUAAUUUCUUAUCAUUACACUUUUCAUAUUUUAAAUAAUUUUAGACACAAGUUAGUCAAUAGGCUAAAAUUGUGUUAAACACACCAUUAAAUUAAAAAAUUAUACACCAUUUGAAAAUAAUAAAUAUAUUAUUAAUUGUUUAUAAUACUGACAAUCAAAUAUCACUUAGUAAUUUCUGUCACAAUAUUUUAUCUUCUUCUUUAAUACAUUUUAUUAAUGUGCCAAAGUUUCUCUCAGUUUUGUUGAAUAAAUUACACCUAUAUAGAUUUUAACAAUUGUUUAGAUUUUAAUUCAUUUUAAAAUAAAUUAUAAUAAUAUAACUAAUAGUUUUAAAAUGUAAUACGUUGUAUUUUAUUUGUUUUUUUUUUCAAUUAAAGAUUAUUAUACUCAUUUAUACAUGCGA